AAGGAGAUGGGAAGUGUUCCUGCAUAUGAUGUGUAUAUCUGAUAGGGGCAAUUUAUUAAGGAUCUUGGACUUUGGCAUGGUGUUGUACAUACAGCUCAUUCAGAUUCAGAUUUACAUUUAGGCAAGGCCACACCAUACAACUUCGUGUUAAUCUUGAAGUUGUGUAAGCCAGAAUGGACAAGGAAAGAAAUGUCUACAGAGCUCAUUGUUUGGUCUUGGCCUAUCCAGCGCAAGGCCACAUUAAUCCCAUGAUGCAAUUCUCGAAGCGUUUGGAGCACAAAGGAGUAAAAGUUACACUCGUUAUUACCAAAUCCAUCUCCAACACCAUGCAUAAAGAAGCCACCUCCAUUGCUCUUGAGACAAUCUCCGACGGCUAUGAUGAAGGCGGGAUAGCACAAGCUGAGAGCAUCCACGCCUAUUUGGAGCGCUUCCAGCGAGUCGGGUCGCAAACUCUAGUUGAGCUCAUUGAGAAAGUUUCUAGCUCAGGCUGUCCUGUUGAUUGUGUUGUUUAUGAUCCUUUUGUGCCUUGGGCUCUAGACGUAGCCAAAAAGUUUGGAUUACUCGGGGCUGUGCUUUUCACUCAAUCUUGUGCUGUUGAUAAUAUAUAUUACCAUGUUCACAAAGGAGUACUGAAACUCCCGCUUUCAGAGACUGAAAUUUUGCUUCCUGGAUCGCCUCCUCUCGGACCUCAAGAUAUGCCAUCCUUCAUUUAUGAUUUCGGAUCCUACCCGGCUUACUUUGACACGCUUGUGGGUCAAUUCUCCAACGUUGAUAAGGCUGAUUGUGUCCUUGUCAACACUUUUUAUGAGUUGGAGCAAGAGGUUGUGGAUAGGAUGAACAAGAUAUGGCCAUUAAAGACUAUAGGACCAACCAUACCAUCUAUGUUCUUAGACAAGCGACUUGAAGAUGACAAAGACUAUGGUUUGAGCAUCUUCAAACCGGACACCGAUACUUGCAUGAAAUGGUUAAAUGGUCAUCCAAAGGGGUCGGUUGUUUAUGUUUCUUUUGGGAGUUUUGUCGAUUUUGAAGUUGAACAAAUGGAAGAAAUAGCGUGGGGAUUGAGAAUGAGCAAUAGAUGCUUCUUGUGGGUUGUAAGGGAAUCAGAAGAGGAAAAACUCCCUAAACAUUUUGUAGAGGAGACAUCUCAAAAGGGAUUGGUUGUUCGUUGGUGUCCUCAGUUGAAGGUGUUGGCUCACGAGGCAGUGGGAUGCUUUGUGACACAUUGUGGGUGGAACUCUACUUUGGAAGGCCUUAGCUUCGGUGUGCCGAUGGUCGCAGUGCCAUAUUGGUCAGACCAAAGCACGAAUGCAAAGUAUAUUAUGGAUGUCUGGAAGAUGGGACUGAAAGCUCCAGUUGAUGAGAAAGGAAUUGUCAGGCGAGAAGCAGCAGAACAUUGCAUCAAGGAAAUAAUGGAGGGAGAGAGAGGAAAAGAGAUAAAGAAAAAUUCUUUCAAGUGGAGGAAGCUGGCCAAAGAGGCUGUUGACGAGGGUGGAAGCUCUGAUAAAAACAUCGAAGAAUUUGUGACUACAUUGGUUGACUCUUUGUCCAUUUCCUAAGUUGGAGCUGUUUCUUUGUCAAGUCGAAGUGAUUAUGUAAUAAAUUUGGCUUGUGAUGAGCUAUUAUUAUUAUUAUUUUAGUUUUAAAUAAAAAAAUUUAAUUAUGAAGACUA
This is a messenger RNA of Corylus avellana, 1669 nucleotides long. Its product is annotated as UDP-glycosyltransferase 74E2. Lineage: Eukaryota; Viridiplantae; Streptophyta; Magnoliopsida; Fagales; Betulaceae. The record is from RefSeq and is a predicted model, not a curated record. Gene Ontology annotation, molecular function: UDP-glycosyltransferase activity.